Sitodiplosis mosellana (orange wheat blossom midge) is the source of this 1524-nucleotide messenger RNA. RefSeq names its product heparin sulfate O-sulfotransferase-like. Gene Ontology annotation, cellular component: membrane. Bases 254 to 679 code for a protein of 141 amino acids. The record is from RefSeq and is a predicted model, not a curated record. The transcript is spliced from 3 exons. NCBI's taxonomy places the organism in Eukaryota, Metazoa, Arthropoda, Insecta, Diptera, Cecidomyiidae. Gene Ontology annotation, molecular function: heparan sulfate 2-sulfotransferase activity.
CGAGGCAUGCAUACAAAAAUACCUUCGCAGUUAUUCAAUCAUUGUUUUUGUUUGUAACAAAUUCAACAAUUUUUUUUUGUCAUUCUCUAUCCCUCAAAUCGAUUGGAGAAAUCACUAUGUGCCAUUGGAAAAUGUAGUCCAUUCAGUCAAAUUAAAAGUUAUACGAAAAUUUAAUCGCUAAUCAUAUCAGAAUUUAAAUACAAACAAAAUAAAUAAAACCAAGCAAUUUUAAUGUGAAUACAGUGUAGAAAAGAUGGUUUCCAGGAGGAAGGUGUUGUUGGUGUUUUGUGCAGCUACUGGUGCCUUUUCGCUGCUUUGCGUCUGGUCCUAUUUCAUUCGAAUGGAAAAAUUCUAUUGGGAAGCGAAAACAACCGAAUAUGCCGCGUACGACCACGCAGAAGCAGCUGCACUCAAAUCACACGAAACUAACUCAUUCGAUGAUAAUUUAAUUGUAAUUUACAAUCGUGUCCCGAAAACGGGCUCCACUAGUUUCAUUAAUUUAGCUUAUGAUUUGUGCAAGAAAAAUCACUUCUAUGUACUGCACAUUAACAUCACCGCCAAUAUGCAUGUCUUAUCACUCAAUAACCAACUUAGCUUUGCGCGUAACAUAAGCGCUUGGAGUGAAAUGAAACCAGCGCUGUAUCACGGCCAUAUGGCUUAUCUGGACUUUUCAAAGUAAGUAUUUAUUUGUAGAUUCAACGAGCAAACAGUGAAUGGUUCAAGUGUUCAGCGGAAAUGUUCGAACCCAAGUGAUAAAGUCGAUAUUCAUUUUGGUUUUACGAGGGAAAUCUGGCAAAGAAAAAAUUUUGGUCGAAAAAUUUUCAAUCAGCGUGUUCAAACAAAUUCUCUUUCUUUCUGUACUUUGGAUGUAGUACAGAGCUCAACGGAUUUUCCGCUUCUACGAUUUCAAAAUAUUUGCCAAGCAAAUCGGUUUCAAUUUCUAUGCAACAGCAAUUGAAAUCGCAUUUCUGCUCUCCGUAUGUGACUGAACUCAAGUUCAACAUGCCCAUUAUGUUGUACAUUGUCGCAUUUUGUUUACUUGUUUACAAUGCAAAAAGUAAAUAAACAUCCAUCCAUCUGACCAUUGUACUGUACAGCAUCAUUAGACAACUGAAAGUAAUGAGAUAAACUGUGAACACACUCACUAAUCUCAAAUAUGGUUCGAAAGCGGAUUCAAGAUACUAUUCUCAAAACAACCUAUUGUUUUCGUCUCCUGGAUAAGUUCAUAUAUCAUGUAUUCUUAAUGUGCAAUUAAAUUGAAGGCAAAAGCAACGACAAAAUACAUGCAUUUGAAUUUAAUUGGUUUUUAAAAAGUAUUUCACCAGAAACCCACAGGCCAUUUUAUCGCAUAACAUCUGAAACGUGACAAUAAGCAAUUGUAGAAUCUUCAGCGUCAUGACAAAAAUUUCCGAGAAUUGAAUGCGACUCUUCAUAGUAUGCGAUGAGUGAAUCAUAGAAGAACUCGCAAGCGACCUUUGUAUCCAUAUGAAUAAAUAUAUUCAAAUUAAUGAUCUAUUGUUUUCG